Messenger RNA from Rhododendron vialii, 1315 nucleotides. Its product is annotated as tyrosine-protein phosphatase DSP3-like. Gene Ontology annotation, biological process: protein dephosphorylation. NCBI's taxonomy places the organism in Eukaryota, Viridiplantae, Streptophyta, Magnoliopsida, Ericales, Ericaceae. The record is from RefSeq and is a predicted model, not a curated record. Gene Ontology annotation, molecular function: phosphatase activity. The transcript is spliced from 5 exons. Gene Ontology annotation, cellular component: cytoplasm. The coding region runs from base 70 to 798 and encodes 242 amino acids.
UUUAAUUUUGAUACUCCCUUCAAGCUCCCAAUUCCAUUCAGAAAAAUAGUACUCCACUAUUCGAUAAAUAUGCAAACAAGAGAAUUUUAUCGUUCCUCGUACAGCAGAGCAGAGCAGGGCCGCACCCCCGCCCGGAGAAGAAGGUCCACAAUGGGGCGGUUGAUUGUGGAGAAAGAAAAAUCGAGAGAGGAAGAACGCGAACAAGGAGAAGGAGGAGGAAGAGACGACACCGUUUUGGUUCCGCCCAUUAACUUCUCAAUGGUCGAAGAGGGCAUCUUCAGAUCUGGCUUCCCCCAGCCCUCCAACUUGCCGUUCCUCCACACCCUCAAUCUGCGAUCCGUCAUAUAUUUGUGCACGGAACCGUAUCCUCGAGAAAACUUGGAUUUUCUCCAAACCCACAAAAUUCAGCUCUUCCAAUUCGGAAUUGAUGGGACUAAGGAGCCUUCUGUUACUCUUCUCAGUAAUGUUAUCACGGCGGCUCUGAAAGUCAUUCUUGAUGUGAGAAAUCAUCCAGUUUUGAUUCAUUGCAAACGAGGGAAGGUAUGGCACAAGUUUGUAUCUUACCAGCAUCAGCUGUUAGAUAGGAUAUUGUUUUUUUGGCACUUUAUGUUGUUUCACUUCACUCGUCGUAUUUGUGUGGCUUUCAUCUAUACUUGUUUUCAUCUUCGCAUGUGUGCAUGUGCAUGUUCCAAGCGCGGGAGAUCUCAUAUUCGUCAGUCAUCGAACCAAAAAGCACAUCUUGCUAGCAUUACAUACAUUUUGUUGAGGGUGAAUCCAUAUUUUCUCAAGUUCCACUGACUUAGACGAGCUUCCAAAAAAAAAACAUUUGGAAGUUUCCAAACGAUGGCAUAGGCUACUCAUUCCUUCUUUCUUGAUUAUAGGGUCUUUUUGUUAUUGGCCUUCUUUUCGUACAUGGGUGGCCUUCCUCCCGUGAUGCCUUUUCUCAGUUAUCUAUUUUAUUGGUGUUUGUUGGGAGACUUAACUAGUUGGUUGUCUUUUGUCUCCUAUAGUUUAACAUUCCUUGUUUGAGAGGAAGCUGUCAUUCUUACCUUUUGCUUUAAUUUUUUUCCUUUCUUUUGAAAAGUUGGGUUUUUGCGUUCUAUUAGUUUUUUUGGUACAGAAACAGUUAUCUCAAUUGUGUUAUAAACUUAAAUUGUCACUACUAUUUUUUUUUCCUUUUUCAAUUUUUGUUUAGUUUUCUUUCAUAGAUGUGUUUGUUAGGGUCCUAAGUAAAACAUACAUGGAACAGAAAAUAAGGUUUUUCCCUUUCGGGGAAUUUUUCAGUUUGCUGGUUUGUAUGAUUAGUGUCCUGAUU